Molecule: messenger RNA, 2092 nt
Organism: Sclerotinia trifoliorum
Lineage: Eukaryota; Fungi; Ascomycota; Leotiomycetes; Helotiales; Sclerotiniaceae
Source: the annotation of a GenBank genome assembly
CAUAUUUACAUAUAUACAUAUAUCAAGACCACUCUUUUCUUCAUUCAUCAGGAAUGAAUUAUCUACAGUCCUCCCAUCUCUAACAUUAUGUUUCUUGAUAAGGUUAUACUCUCACACGAUCAAAUGCGAUCAGAUGAACAUACCACUCACCCACCAUAUACACCACAGACUUACCAUCUGCGGAAAGCCUAAUCUCAACACGCACGUGAAGAAAUCCUGAAGCCGCCGGCCUUUUUUGCACGACCAGAAAUAUAAUGACGUUAAGCAUUGGGUAAUGAAACGGUAAACCAAGAACCUCAGAAUCACUGUAUUGUUACAUUUUGUUUACGGCUGAUACUACUGAUUUGAUACUCAUCGAAAUCGCAUCCUUACUGUUGCUCUGUUGCUCUGUUAUCCCGUUACUCUGCACUGUAUAUCUGUGAAUGGAAACGAAGAACCAGAAAUAUACAGACAAACAACUUCAUUAAAUUUCAUUCUUCAACGCCACAAAUUCAUGCAAGGUUACGAAUCAAUCAUUUCAAUAGCCUCGUUCUCUGUCGUUUCUUCGUCUCUCAGUUAAAGGGUGAAAAUAUCUCUAAUAAGCAGGGCCAAAUGUUUCAAACCAAUCUUUCAAAUAGAGCUCCUUCCAUUAUGGUUCCCGAAAACUUUCCUUCUCCAAACGCUAUUCCUCCACGAACUUCCUCGACCGGCCAUAACAACAUCAAUCAUACAAUUUCGAAAGCAGUUCUACGUCCUGUACCUGAAGGCGAUUGGAUAAGUCAGAGAAAUAGUAUGCAUACCGCACAGUCUUCAGGGACCUUGAAUCCUUCUAUUCAAGGAGGUUCUGCUCCAGAUCCAAAUAAAUACAACAAGAACGAUAUGGCAUUCCAUGGUAGAAGCUCAUGGGCGCCAGAGAAGGAGAAGAUAUUGUUCGGUCCAUAUGAUUAUUUGGAGGCACAUCCAGGAAAGGACAUUAGGAAACAAUUGAUCGCGGCAUUCAAUGAAUGGUUGGAGGUACCACCGGAGAGUUUGGAAGUUAUUACAAAAGUUGUGGGAAUGUUACACACGGCAUCAUUACUCGUGGAUGAUGUCGAAGAUUCAUCAUUAUUACGACGUGGACUACCGGUCGCACAUAGCAUUUUUGGCACGGCGCAAACGAUUAAUUCUGCGAAUUAUGUAUACUUUUGCGCAUUACAAGAACUUCAGAAGCUCAACAAUCCACAAGCGAUUACGAUUUACACAGAGGAGCUAUUGAACCUUCAUAGGGGUCAGGGUAUGGAUCUGUUUUGGAGAGAUACUUUGACCUGUCCUACCGAAGAUGAUUAUUUGGAAAUGGUUGGUAAUAAAACUGGCGGCCUUUUCAGACUCGCCGUCAAGCUUAUGCAAGCUGAGAGUAAAACCUCAAGGUAAAUACCCCCCUCCCUCCCCACUGGAUCUACAAACAUGCUAACCCCUGUUUAGGGAUUGUGUACCCUUAGUUAACCUCAUCGGAAUCAUAUUUCAAAUUCGCGAUGAUUAUCAAAAUCUUUCUUCUCCUGAAUACUCACACAAUAAAGGGUUAUGUGAGGAUUUGACCGAGGGAAAAUUCUCAUUUCCGAUUAUUCAUUCUAUUCGCGCCGCACCGGAUAAUCUCGUUCUUCUCAACAUCCUGAAGCAGAAACCGGAUGAUGAACAAGUUAAGAAGUAUGCAGUAGCAUACAUGGAACAAACUGGUAGUUUCGAGUAUUGUCGAAAAGUUCUCAAUACGUUAGGAGAAAGAGUCAAGAAAUUGAUUGAAGAGUUAGAUGAUGGAGGGGAUAAGGGCAAGGGUGUAUUGAAAAUUUUGGAUAAAAUGGCCAUCUAAUCUGUGGAUGUAGAGGAUUGGGAACUGGGUUAAGGUAUGGUUGAGCUACUUUGAUAUAUAGGGAUAUCGGAGCAUGCUGGCGUAUUUGGUCGAUGGGUAUUCAUCUUGAAGGCAUAUUUAAGGAUUGCUACUUAUUUAGGUUGAUUUAUUAUUAUCUUUCUAGGAAACUCUCAUUUUCGUUCCCCUUCAGUUUACCUGUCUGAAAGCUCUUUCAGUUUUUCUUCGUGCUAGUAUUCAAUUCUCCCUCGUUUAUUUAUCCAUACAUGUUGA